AUGCCGUAUCAGGCUUACAGUCUUGUGAAGCUCCAUGAACAAGGCCUAUGGCAGUGUGCAGUCCUCAGUUCUUCAUGGAUUGAGGGUAACUGUGCUACAUGGCCAAAAGUUCACUCGAAGGACUUUUAUAAGUCCGUUCGCAUUCCAGCCGCCAGCUGGAUCAUUGAAGCUGAAUUGCAAAGUCAUUCGGACUUACGCUCCAUGAACAAGGCCUAUGGCAGUGUGCAGUCCUCAGUUCUUCAUGGAUUGAGGGUAACUGUGCUACAUGGCCAAAAGUUCACUCGAAGGACUUUUAUAAGUCCGUUCGCAUUCCAGCCGCCAGCUGGAUCAUUGAAGCUGAAUUGCGAAGUCAUUCGGACUUACGGUAGGUGUCAUGUAGACCGCAUUAACUUUUCAGACGAUUUCAAAAAGGCCCGUGAACAUGAGAGGAAGUUCCAGUACACGUCGGACCUGGAGACUUCGGAUGUAACCAUUGAGAUGGGU
Opisthorchis viverrini is the source of this 483-nucleotide messenger RNA. RefSeq lists its product as hypothetical. The annotation marks the transcript as partial. The record is from RefSeq and is a predicted model, not a curated record. Lineage: Eukaryota; Metazoa; Platyhelminthes; Trematoda; Opisthorchiida; Opisthorchiidae. The transcript has 2 exons.